Cuscuta epithymum is the source of this 414-nucleotide messenger RNA. The record is from the annotation of a GenBank genome assembly. NCBI's taxonomy places the organism in Eukaryota, Viridiplantae, Streptophyta, Magnoliopsida, Solanales, Convolvulaceae.
UGAUUCUUUGGGUAAAUCAGAUUGGGUGGUAGAUUCUGGUUGUACUUUUCAUAUGUCCCCUUUGAAAAAUGUUUUUUCAAACUAUAGAGAGAUUGAGCAUGGCUUUGUGUCUUUAGCAAAUGAGAAGAAAUGCAAUGUGCUAGGAAUAGGAGAUGUAUGCCUUAGGUUUUCUUCUGGUUAUGUGCUUACUUUGAAGAAUGUUAGGCAUGUUCCUGAGCUGUGUUGUAAUUUGCUAUCUUGUGCUUCUCUUGAAAAUGAGGGUUUGAAGGGAAAAUGGGGAAAGGGAAUCAUGAAAGUUGUGAAGGGUUGUUUAGUUGUUUUCAAAGCUGAGAUGAAAAACAACUUGUAUGUUUGUCAUGCUGAACCCCUACUUGAUUCUGUGAAUUGUGUGCAACCCUGUGUGCUAGGAAAACA